This is a messenger RNA of Poecilia latipinna (sailfin molly), 2021 nucleotides long. RefSeq names its product chondromodulin. The record is from RefSeq and is a predicted model, not a curated record. NCBI's taxonomy places the organism in Eukaryota, Metazoa, Chordata, Actinopteri, Cyprinodontiformes, Poeciliidae. The coding region runs from base 37 to 987 and encodes 316 amino acids. Gene Ontology annotation, biological process: negative regulation of endothelial cell proliferation; negative regulation of angiogenesis. The transcript is spliced from 7 exons.
GGGCUUAAAAAGGUAUUUGUCUGUUUGGCUCCAGUCAUGGCCGGGAGCUCAGAGAAAAUACCCAUCGCGACAGCGGAACCAGAGGACCAGCAUCACUUCAUGCCUCCGGCCUACUCUGCCGUGGCGGUGAAACCGGCCUCCACCGGACGCCUGCUGAAGGCCGGGAUCGCCGUGCUGGUGACCGGAGCCGUUCUGCUGCUGCUGGGAGCCGCAGGCGCUUUCUACUUCUGGAACAACAACGAGAAACACGUCUACAAUGUCCACUACACUAUGAGCAUCAACGGCAAGGUGGAGAAGGGCUCCAUGGAGAUCGACCCCGCCAACAACAUGGAGACGUUCAGCACGGGCAGCGGCACCGACGAGGCUCUGGAGGUCCACGACUUCGAGAUAGGAAUUACAGGCAUCCGGUUUUCGGGGGGAGACAAGUGCUUCAUCAGGACCCAGGUUAAAGCUCAGCUCCCAGACGUGGAGCCUCUGAUCAAGGACCCGAUCACAUUUGAACUGGGCGACGAGGUGAUGCCAGCCAAAUUCGAGGACGAUCUGAUCCUGGUGGCAGCAGGACCGCCUCUGUCCGACUCCUCCUUCCUCAGCAGCAAGAUCAUGGACCUGUGUGAAGACCUGCCCAUCUUCUGGCUCCGUCCCACACACUCACCCGGCGGCCAGAGGAAGAGCAGAGCCGCUCCUCGCGAGCGCCGGCAGGCAGCUGUUCCGGUGGAGGACGAGGACGGGGAGGCGCAGUUCAACCCGGAGAACCCCUAUCAGCGAGGACUGGAGGGCGAGCAGGGCGCCCCGGACAUCGACCCCAUGCUGGACCACCAGGGCGUGUGCUGCAAUGAGUGUCGCCGCGGCUACACCCACUGUCAGAGGAUCUGCGAGCCGCUCGGCGGCCACCAGUCCUGGCCGUACCACUUCCGAAACUGCAGGGUGGCCUGCAGAGUUAUCAUGCCCUGCAAAUGGUGGGUGGCGCGCAUCAUGGGGCUGGUGUAAGAAAGCCACCAGUACUCGCCCGAGAUGCGGCAGAGCCCAGGAGGGAGGGACGGGGUUCAAAGGGAGGUGAGAUGAAGGGAAAAGUUAUUAAAAAAAAGAAGAAGAAAAGAAGGAGGGGGGGAGUUACUUAAUAACAUCUACUGUAGGUAGCUAAGUCUAAGCAGAUUUGUUCAAAAGCAACUUGCAUUAGUAGCUGUGUUUAUGAAUUCUAGAUGCAUAUAAAGCUGAUCUGACAUUGAAAGGCAAACGCAGUGGCGGCACAUCCUUUCAUGCUGUAAAAACACACACACACACACACACACACACACACACACACACACACUGCAGCUACUAAUCUGGGGUCUUCUGAGCUAGAGCGCAACAUGCUACCUAGAAAACAGAGAUGGUGACAUUACUUAAUGUAGACGCGUAGGAAAAGCUUGCAUUAAUAGAGCCUGUGAUUUACGUUGCCUAAAAUUCUGUACAUAAAUAUCUACAAAGGACUCCAGAAGAAGUCGGUGGAUUUGCAGAACCGUACAUCCGGAGGUUUCCGAUGUUGAAUAAGAGAAACUUAGAUGCAUUUUAUUAGGAUUUUAUGAUUUUAUGUGAUAACUCAGCAUGAACAGGGUACAUGGGCAGAGUUGGAGGGAAAGGUUAAAUACAGGAUGGUGGAAGAAAACCUGUCUUUGGGCAGACCGCCCCUUUCUAAAGCCGCCCUGCGUCACUGCCCAUAUGAAAUCCUUCCACUGGAAGCCAGAGCUGCAUAUGGAAGGAUUUGCUUUAGAAAUCUAAAACAAGCUGAAGUUCAAUCGGUUUUAAUCACAAACAAUAAAAACAGAGGUGAUAUUUGAUUGGCUAUAUCCUUCCAGGUGGCUCUGAUAUAGCAAUAAAAGAUUAAAAGGGAUCAACCUUUUCUACAUCUUGGUGACCAAAAUGCUAACAAUCAGGAAGAGAAGUCAUUUAUGGCUCCAUCGUAAUCAAAGCAGUCAUUACAAUGUCACAGUUUCUCACUAUUGGUCAGAUUCACAGAUGCACUUUCAAGCCAGAACGCCCAA